Messenger RNA from Entamoeba dispar SAW760, 621 nucleotides. RefSeq lists its product as uncharacterized. The transcript is spliced from 2 exons. Bases 1 to 621 code for a protein of 206 amino acids. The record is from RefSeq and is a predicted model, not a curated record. NCBI's taxonomy places the organism in Eukaryota, Evosea, Mastigamoebida, Endamoebidae.
AUGUAUAGGUCAUUAGGGAAAAAGACAAUUGAAGCAUUUCGCAUUGUUUCACAUAACAUUCUCAAACAUGGAAUCACACCAACAAGUUUAAUUGAAGAAAGCAUGAAGAACAAUAUUGAAAUGCUUAUCACAAAUGCAGAAAGAUGUAAUGCAGAAGGAGAUGAUAAAGAAAUAAUUAAGAUAAGAGAAGUUAUUGAAGGAUUAAUAGAAACAAUGAAAAGUCCAAUCACAGAAGUUAAAGAAAGUGCAGCACGAGAAGUGAUUAGAAUGAAAUAUGGAGAACGAGGAAUGAAAGAAGCUAUAUUUAAUGUUUUAACAUCAAAAGAUUACAAUAAAGAAGAUGAAGAAAUGUGUAAUGAAGGAAUUAAAGAAUGUGUUAAAGAAAGAAGUGGAAAAGAAAUAGAUAAAAUAGUUAAAGCAGCAUUCACAGUUAAUAAUAAGAAAAUAUUACGGAGAUUAAAUGAAAAUGAAACAGCACGUGAUGCGUUAAUGACAAUGGUUAUUAUCCAAAAAGGAGAUGUAUGGAAUGAGAUAGAAAGAUGGAUACGAAAAGGAUUAGAACGAGAAAGUAUUGAGAAAACAGUUAAAAAUUCACAAAACAAAUGUAUGAAAUGGAUAUAA